Messenger RNA from Brugia pahangi, 1146 nucleotides. NCBI's taxonomy places the organism in Eukaryota, Metazoa, Nematoda, Chromadorea, Rhabditida, Onchocercidae. The record is from the annotation of a GenBank genome assembly.
AUGGUUUCAACACAUUCACAAUACCUAACCGACUAUAAUUCACCUGUUAUGUCGACGAUGGAUUCUGGUAAAUCACCUCUUGCUAUGCUUGCAAAGACUUGCGAAACAAUUGGUCUUCCUGACACAUCGAGUCGGAAAUCCAAUAAAGAUGGUGAUAAAUCUAGGGAUCGUAUCAGUCCGAGUAGCAGUAUAUCGGGUGAAACGAAAAAGGAGGAACCUAGCUCCACGACAAAAAAUAAAAAGGAAGGAUCUAAAAGUCCCCGUCAUAUAGCACAUAGUCCGUCGGUUGGCAAGAAGACCCCGAUAAGUUCCGAGCCAUCUACUAGUGCUGCUGCUUCGUUACCUGCAAAUUUGAUGCUUAGUGCACGAGGCUGUUUUCCCAUGAAUUUUUCACCUCUCGCGGCAAGCUUCCCGGCCUUUCCUUAUCCAUCUCUCAUGCCUGGAUUCCCUACAGUCCCCACUUUUGCUGCUACUGGAGCAUUUCCAGGAGGAACAUCGAAUCCAUUCUUACGGUGUCCAGAUCCAUUAACUUGCAAAGGAUGUCCAGCAACUAUGAUAACAAGGCCAUGCGUAACUCCAGGUUGUACAAGUUGUACGAUACAUAGCGCUGCUGCCGCAGCUACUGCUAGUACCACACCUGCCGAUUUGAUGAUGACUUUCCCACCAUCCUUUUUUGCUGCAGCUUAUAGCCCACUUUUAGCCGGAACAUUACCACCAACAUCAAGUUCGGCAGCUCAAAUUGCUUAUCAAAAUCUGAUGGCUGCAGCUUCUGGACAAGCAACCAAACACAUGUGUAAUUGGAUCGAGUCACCAAAUGGUGUUUGUGGGAAAUCGUUUCCAACCGCCGACGAACUUGCUGCGCAUAUGAAGGCUGCUCAUGCUCCAUCAACAACAAGUUCAAAUAGUAGCAACGAUUUAAAAACGAGCAGUUCACCACGUUCAAACACCACAGCGUCGCUAAUUAAUCAUGCUGCAGCGGCUGCUUCUCUUCGUUAUCACCCGUACAUGAAACCAAGUGGCUUGAUGCCAGCUGUACCAAAUCCACUUGGAAUACCUCCAUUUCCGACGAUGACAGGUUUUCCUUCAGCAGCUGCAUUACAGGCCAUGUAUACCCAACGUCUUAUGGCUACCAUGCCCCAUCCCUAG